Molecule: messenger RNA, 2695 nt
Organism: Sycon ciliatum
Lineage: Eukaryota; Metazoa; Porifera; Calcarea; Leucosolenida; Sycettidae
Exons: 16
Coding region: 85-2583 (832 amino acids)
Source: RefSeq, a predicted model, not a curated record
GCUGCAUUUGAAGAAUGCAGUCAUGAGUACUGGCGCUAGAGUAUUUUGAUGCGGGUUUGAAGAUGAUGAGGUGACGGAGAAGCCAUGGCUUUCUGCCGAGCGUUACUCCGGAGUCGGAGCACAUCGACUGUGUGGCAAUAUGCAUCACACCAUCGCCGUUAUCUCUCCUCGUCCUCACAUCCGCUGGUGGCAUCCAAUGAUGAGAACCUCUCGCGUUUGAAGGAGUGUGUGAAGACCACACUGCCAUGGGCGCUGGACAAUGUCGGCGAGAAGCCGGUCACCGCAAGAAAAGAGAUGGCCGAGCUUCUCCAGGAGUCCUUUGGCGACAAGGUGAAGUCCAUCGCCACAGCAGUGUUGCGGACGUGUCCGUUUGCGGCGGCCGUGUUGCCAAUAGAGUACGUAUCCGAGCGGAAUAAACUCUGGGUGGUCUACACAAUGAAGGAUGAGGAGUUCCUGGCCAGACACCUCUGGCAGCAGAAGGAGCCGCAAAAGUCGGAACCGUAUGUCCUCGACGACUGGCUACAUUUGAUUGAGGUGCAGGACUUCUGUCGCAUGCUGUUCGGCGGUGACGUCAGCUACGCCGAAACGUUUGUCUCUCCGUACGCCAAUCGUGUGCUGAUCUCCAAGGAUUGGGGCAUCGUGCGUAACGACAGCUACGAGAAGAGUGCGGAGUUUGCCACGCCUGUGUACGUGGCGCGAGCGUUGGAGACGAUAUCAAAGCUGCGUGGAGAAAUUGACUUUGAGAAGCCGUUUGUGCAAGCCGUUGCACCGCCGCUAGAAGACGUGGAGCGCUGGUGCACGAUAUUCAGGUUAUUGCACAAUGUUGACAAUGGACUGUCGGGUCGGCCGCUGGUCGGCUUCCACGACUUCAGAGCGGGCCUUAGCGACGGAGCUGAAGUGCCACCGUUCGUUGAGAACAAGGCGGAAAUCCUGUCACUGCUUGCUUACAAAGAGGGCAUAAUGAAUGACUCGGAUCUUGACAAGCACUUGCGCAAGAUGAUCCUCAUGCAUCAGCUGCCAUACCUGUGCAAGACAGACUUCAAGCCGUCCGUCGACGUCCUGGGCCAGUUCUACACCUAUUUGCUUCUUGCGCGUGUGGAAGGCUGGAUUAUCAAGGAAGAUGACGCGACGAGCUCCUCGGAUGAUGUGAAGCACAGCGCUCGCCAGCAGCUCGAGAGCUACUUUGACUUGAGGCUCGAGGCGGCUAAUGCGCAAGGCCAGGACAACGUCCAGUCCUUCAAGGACGGGCUCGAUCGACAGACUGCUGCGCUGCGGGAGAAGCAUGCGCAACAGCUGGAGGUGGCCAAGAAGAGAAUUGAGCUCAUGGAGGUAGUGUGGGGAGAUGAAAAGGAACUGGCUCUCGACGAAGUAAUCCGGAAACAAGAACGUGAAGAGAUUGAAGUGCUGCAUCCGCUCAAACUGGACAUUGCUCUUGCCGAGGAAGAGAAUAUGCUUGAACCGCGGCUGCUGGAGACGCGGCGUCAGGAGCUGCGUGAGCUUGUUGAGCACAUGCAGGUGCUGGCCGUUACCAAGCCUGGUGACAAUACAUCGUUCAUUCUCUACCGCUAUCCUCUGUCACGGCAAAUUGUGUCCGCAUCACACUUUGUAGCCGAGGACGAUUCUGACGUGUACAACGGCAUUCAAGUGCUGUCGGACAAGCCGGCUGCGCAGCGCGUCUUGGCCUGUAACAUCUCAUGGUUCCUGCGCCAUCUAGCACACGAGCCAGUUCUCGUCGAGGCCCUAUUGUCAAGGAGUGUUCAGUCCAGUCCAGAAUUCAAGAAACUGACAACAUCAAUUGAGAAGAGCGUCAUUGCCGCUCUCUGCAAGAACGUUGGAAUUGCAGCCAUGAAGGAGAUGGACUCCGAAGCUGCCUCCGUCGAGAAACUCAGGUCAUGCCUCGUCAAGGUUCAACAAGCUCAGGAUGUGCUUUCAAAGAAGCCUCUCCAGCGCUCAGCGGACGCCAGCUCUUUGUCUGCCGAUGCUACGCAGCUGAAGGCUGAGUGCAAGGACGCCCUAGGCAAACUAGAGGCACUGUGUCGCAGCAAGCUAGGAGAUGCCAGCAGUGACCUGUCGGCUAUUUCUCGCUGGCUGAAGGAGGUUCUCCGCCUGGUCCCCGUCCGUCGUGAUGAAAGCAGAAAAGACAGCAAGAUGUCCGAUGUGGACAAGUGGCUGAUUGCCGACAUUCCGGCUGAUACUCGAGCCGCCCUGGAGUGUACUGCCACCAAAGAUGUUCAGCUGAUCACAAGCAAGCUAGAAAUAUGCAGUGUCUCAUCAGUGGCAUCGUCUCUCCUCGACGGCGUCAAGACCGAGGAGGCAAUCGAGCUACGUGACAAGGUCACCCUGCCGUCGCCUCCGCUACCGCUGGAAGAGCCCACCUUCUCCUACCCGGAAUGGAGGCUAAUUCGCCGGCGUCGCAGGCAGGAAGACAGCUUGCGAAGGCGCCUGAGACGGAGAGGAAAGUGGCGUGCGGGUACCAAGAUGUUGCGCUGCGGCUGGUACCUUGGUAUGAAGAGACCACCGGUUGAUUUCAGUGACUGCUACACCACUCAACCAGGAGAGGAGGCAUCAGCAACAACCAAGUAACAUCACCGAGGAAAACGUAUAAAUUUCAAAACUUCACAGACUUCAUGCUCACCAUAGCCAUAUUAGUGUACAUACAUAGAUAGAAUUGAGAAUCAUUUUUUUAAUGUCCUGA